AUCGAACGAGACCUCAUGUCGGUCUUUAUUCUUCGGAUUUCAUUUGGGACACAAGAGGUUUUGAUCCUUAACCAUGGUGAACGGACGCAUCCCGUCCGUCUUUUCGAAGACAUAUGUAACCCCUCGUCGUCCUUAUGAAAAGGCUCGUUUGGAUCAAGAAUUAAAAAUCAUUGGAGAAUAUGGUCUCCGUAACAAGAGGGAAGUAUGGCGUGUCAAAUACACUUUGGCUAAAAUCCGUAAAGCUGCCCGUGAGUUGCUCACGUUGGACGAAAAGGAUGGCAAACGUCUCUUCGAAGGUAAUGCUUUAUUGCGUCGUUUGGUACGUAUUGGAGUGUUGGAUGAAUCCAGAAUGAAGCUCGAUUACGUGUUGGGUUUGAAAAUAGAAGAUUUCUUGGAACGUCGUCUGCAAACCCAAGUUUUCAAACUGGGAUUAGCCAAAUCCAUUCACCACGCUCGUGUUUUGAUCCGCCAGAGACACAUUCGUGUUCGCAAGCAAGUUGUUAAUAUUCCUUCCUUCAUUGUGCGUUUGGAUUCACAAAAACACAUCGACUUCUCCCUCAAAUCGCCCUUCGGAGGUGGACGUCCAGGACGUGUAAAGAGGAAGAACUUGAGAAAGGGAUCAGGCGGUGGUGCAGCUGCCGAGGAAGAGGAAGAUUAAGCUAUACACAUUUUAAAUGUAUAUUUUAUACAUUAAAUAAAAUCACAAUCGUCAAA
Messenger RNA from Ctenocephalides felis (cat flea), 714 nucleotides. RefSeq names its product 40S ribosomal protein S9 (gene RpS9). Gene Ontology annotation, cellular component: cytosolic small ribosomal subunit. Gene Ontology annotation, biological process: translation; positive regulation of translational fidelity. The transcript is spliced from 5 exons. Gene Ontology annotation, molecular function: structural constituent of ribosome; rRNA binding. The record is from RefSeq and is a predicted model, not a curated record. Lineage: Eukaryota; Metazoa; Arthropoda; Insecta; Siphonaptera; Pulicidae. Bases 74 to 658 code for a protein of 194 amino acids.